GUAGGGUUAGUUUUAUUGACAGAAUCAAAUCAACAGACUCAUCAAUAAUAAUAAUUUUCGUGGCAUAAUUCUCAACUCUGGAAAAUCCAGAUCCAAUACUACAAAUGCAAAAGACAAUAUCCUCAAAAGUACAAAAAUUACUAAUUUUUCGAUCGCUAAAAUGAUACAGUCACUACCUUUUUCAUAGGAGAAAAUCCGAUAUUCGAAAUUAUUUCAGUCAGGAUAUGACUGACGGCGAAGCAUUCUGCAUAAUAGAAAAAAAAGGAGGAAGUACUUGAACACAAAUGAUUAUCAUUCAAACCUGCUUUACUACUGAUCUGUUAUCAUUCUCCAAUGGGUUUUUCGAGUAAGUAUGAAUAGCCUGGCCGAGAUAUGGGAUUUUCUUAUCAGAAACUGAGUCAUUCCAUUGAAUUAUAUAUUAUCCUAUGUAAACAAAUAUAACAUACUCUGAUUCAUUCACACAAUUCUCAUUAUUUCUCUUUUGAAGUGUGAUUUAUUUUUAGUCAGUUUGAAAGUGAAUGUCAUGUGACAUUGACCUCUACUCACUUAAAAAACAGAUAUACCUGUGAACUUUUCUUAUGUAAUCAGUGACUUAAAUUACAAUUCCUUAUCAAUUUAUCUUACGAGUAUAAUAAUGAAAGUCUCAUAGUACAGUUUAUGACAUUUUGAUAAGGAGUUUUCAAAGUGAAAGAGCAGAAGUGAACCAUCCAAAAAAUGUCUGAAAAUAAAAGGCUCAUUGGAGCCAUUUCUGCGGGAACACAGUCUGUGAAAUUCAGUGUGUUUAGGAGCCUUGAAAGUAAAGUUAUUGCAGAGCAUGCAGUGAAGAUUUCAUCUUAUUCUCCACAAGAAGGAUGGAUCGAACAGGACCCUAUAGAGAUUAUCAGUGCUGUGAAGGUUUGCAUGGAAAAAGUUGUUGAAAAGUUAGGCGCGCUGUCUAAGAAAAUUGUGGCAAUUGGGGUAACCAAUCAGAGGGAGACAACCAUAGUUUGGGAUAAAACCACAGGGGCUGCUUAUUACAAUGCAAUAGUUUGGAGCGAUAUCCGUACAGAUUCGACUGUAGAUAUAAUAUUGUCCAAAGUACCCGAGGGGAAUCCCCACCAUUUCAAGCAAGUUUGCGGUCUUCCAAUUUCUCCAUAUUUCAGCGCUUUCAAAAUAAAAUGGUUGUUGCAUUACAGCAAAGAUAUAAGACAAGCUGUUCGACAGGAAAAAUGCUUGUUUGGAACUGUCGAUACUUGGAUUAUAUGGAAUUUGACUGGAGGUGUAAAUGAUGGUAUUCAUGUUACGGAUGUUACAAAUGCUUCAAGAACAUUCCUCAUGAAUAUAAAUACGUUAAAUUGGGAUGCUACUCUUUUACAUCUGUUUAGAAUCAAUGAUAACAUGUUGCCGGAGAUAAAAAGUAGUGCCGAAGUAUAUGGGCAUAUUCACGAUGGUUUUCCAUUGAAUGGGGUUCCGAUAUCUGGAAUCGUAGGGAAUCAACAAGCUGCUCUCAUAGGUCAUAAUUGUUUGAAAGAAGGGCAAGCUAAGAAUACCUAUAGGAGUGGAUGUUUUCUAUUGUACAACACGGGGUAUUCCAAAGUGUUUUCCUCCCACGGUUUAGUGACCACUGUGGCUUACAAGUUUGGGAGACAACCUGCGGUUUACGCUUUAGAAGGAAGUGUAGCCGUUGCAGGGGCAGCUAUCAAAUGGCUUAAAAACAACAUGGGGUUCAUACAAGACGUACACGAAACUGAAUCUUUGGCUAAAGAGGUCUUCAACACAGGUGACGUUUACUUUGUACCCGCUUUCAAAGGCUUGUACGCCCCCUACUGGAGAAAAGAAGCGAGAGGUGUAAUUUGUGGCCUCACAGCUUUCUCAACCAAACACCACAUAGUCAGAGCGGCCCUAGAAGCAACCUGUUUCCAAACCAGGGACAUAUUAGAAGCUAUGCACAAAGACUGCGGCAUUCCGUUGAACAAGUUGAUGGCGGAUGGAAAGCUGAGUCAAAAUACCCUUUUGAUGCAACUUCAGGCGGACAUAAGCGGAACCCCGGUUUUUAGAUCUCAAACCGAAGAUAUGGCACCGUUGGGUGCAGCCAUAACUGCGGCUCAAGCAGAAGGGAUUGAUGCGUGGGAUCUGAAUCAGGAAGGUAGAGAGGUCAUACCUCACGAUACUUUCCUACCGACUACCACUGAAGAUGAAAGGGAUGCCAGGUAUUCCAAGUGGAAGAUGGCGGUGCAGAGAUCCCUGGGAUGGGCAGUGACCAAAAGGAAAACCAUGACGGAAGAGAGGUAUAGGUUGUUGGCUAGUAUACCAGGUGGACUUUUUUUGAUUGGUUCAUUUGUGCUUUUGGUUUUGUCAGAAAUGACAUCGAAAUCUCAGGUAUAACAAUUUUGUUCCUUUUAUUGUUAGUUUAGUUAGGAAAAUUUUACAAUUCCAAUUUGAACAAUGCUCCAAUUGAUAUUUUCUUGUGGAAUAAUUUUCAAACAUGUGACAAAAUGAUUUCUUUAUAUGUGUAUGUACUUAUUUAGUAUUUUAAUCUUAUUAUUGUGAAUCGACUUUGUAAUUUUCGAUAUUACUGAUUAUAUUGUCGAAUUAUACACUACAACAGGG
Coccinella septempunctata (seven-spotted ladybird) is the source of this 2589-nucleotide messenger RNA. Its product is annotated as glycerol kinase-like. Gene Ontology annotation, cellular component: mitochondrion. The record is from RefSeq and is a predicted model, not a curated record. Gene Ontology annotation, molecular function: glycerol kinase activity. The transcript has 2 exons. Bases 715 to 2364 code for a protein of 549 amino acids. Lineage: Eukaryota; Metazoa; Arthropoda; Insecta; Coleoptera; Coccinellidae. Gene Ontology annotation, biological process: triglyceride metabolic process; glycerol-3-phosphate biosynthetic process; glycerol metabolic process.